Messenger RNA from Lagopus leucura (white-tailed ptarmigan), 558 nucleotides. Its product is annotated as capping protein, Arp2/3 and myosin-I linker protein 3-like. NCBI's taxonomy places the organism in Eukaryota, Metazoa, Chordata, Aves, Galliformes, Phasianidae. The coding region runs from base 8 to 415 and encodes 135 amino acids. The transcript has 4 exons. The record is from RefSeq and is a predicted model, not a curated record.
GGACUCGAUGAGCUCUGGAGCUCCCUUCCAACCCCUACAAUUCUCUGAUUCUGUGAUUUCCGGCCUCGCUUGGCUCGGCUCGGCUCCUCUCGGCCGCAGCAUGGCCCCGCCGGCGGGAGACGUGUCCCGGGAGCUGCAAGAAAGCAUCCGCCGGGCCCUGGGGCGGCCCCGCAUCCACCUGCUGCUGCGUGCCCGCCUGGAGACCAAACCCCGUCGGCUGGAGGAGAGGAUCCUGGCCCUCACUGCCUGGCGCCUGCACCUCUUCGGCCCCACAACACCGGCCAAGCAGGGUUUUCAUACUGCUGAGCCCUUUCCUACCUGUUUGCACAAAGAUUGCCAUGAGGAAUUGCACGUGGAUUUGCAUGCCCAUCUGUGUGCCCACGUGCACAAAGAUUGCUGUUUGCUGCCAGGCUGAAGGUUCCCUGAGCGUGCUGGAGAUUCGCUGCAUCAGUGCCACCAGCCCCACCCAGGUACCCACCACCUCCCAGUGCAGACCAGUAUGGGCCAGUGCGGACUGGUGACCCUCAACUGCUUGCCCAGAAUCAUGCCGAGCCUCUC